GAGAAUCUUUUCUCUUCCUUUCUAUAUAUAUAUUGAAAACAAUCAGAUCCUAUCCACAGUUUGCAACCUCUAUCCUUAAUUAAGAGAGAAUUUUGGGACGGUUAGGUGAAGAAAUCAGCUUUUACGGUUCAUGGGUACCCAUUAUGAAGACGAAGAGAGACUCGAGGAAAGAUUGCUUUUGGAAGAUGGGUUAGUCAAGGAUAGAAUCAUCAAUGGAGAAGGAUACACCGGGGAUGGUUCAGUUGAUAUUAAGGGAAACCCUGUUUUGAGGAGCAAGACAGGAAAUUGGAAAGCUUGCCCUUUUAUUCUUGGUACCGAGUGCUGUGAACGUUUAGCCUAUUAUGGGAUCGCUACGAAUCUCGUAAGCUAUCUUACUAAAAACUUGCAUGAAGGAAAUGCAACUGCUGCAAGAAAUGUGACUACAUGGUCAGGAACCUGUUACUUAACUCCACUUAUUGGAGCAGUUUUAGCAGAUGCUUAUUGGGGAAGAUAUUGGACAAUACUUGCUUUCUCAACUAUCUAUUUCUUUGGAAUGUGUACAUUGACACUAUCAGCAACAAUUCCAGCAUUCAAGCCAGUUGAAUGUGUUGGUUCCUCAUGCCCUUCAGCUUCCUUUCCUGAGUACGCAGUGUUCUACUUUGGUCUUUAUCUGAUUGCACUUGGAACCGGAGGUAUCAAACCUUGUGUUUCAUCGUUCGGAGCUGACCAAUUUGAUGACACUGAUCCUAUAGAGAGGGUAAAGAAGGGUUCCUUCUUUAACUGGUUCUACUUCUCUAUUAACAUAGGUGCCUUAGUCUCAAGCAGUUUAAUUGUUUGGAUUCAAGACAAUGCUGGAUGGGGAUGGGGUUUCAGUAUUCCUGCUUUGUUCAUGGGUAUUGCUAUUUUGAGUUUCUUUUCUGGAAGUCCUCUUUAUAGGUUUCAGAAACCUGGUGGAAGUCCUCUUAAGAGAGUUUCCCAAGUUUUGGUUGCUUCGUUUCAUAAGUGGAAGCUAAGAGUCCCGGAACAGGACAGUCUUCUUUAUGAAACUGAAACCUCCACUAUUGAAGGAAGCAGGAAGCUGGAACAUACAAAUGAGUUGAAGUUUCUAGACAAAGCCGCAAUAGUUUCAGAAGCUGAAAGCAAGACCGGGUAUUUACCAAACCCUUGGAGACUUUGCACCAUCACACAAGUCGAAGAAUUAAAAAUCUUAAUCCGCAUGUUCCCCGUUUGGGCAACCGGAAUUGUAUUCUGCGCAGUUUACGCACAAAUGUCCACGAUGUUUGUCGAGCAAGGCAUGAUGAUGGACACAACCGUCGGUUCCUUCACCAUUCCCGCUGCCUCUCUCUCGACUUUCGAUGUCAUAAGCGUAAUUUUCUGGGUUCCAGUCUACGACAGGUUCCUAGUCCCAAUCGCGAGAAAAUUCACAGGAAACGAAAGGGGUUUUUCGGAAUUACAAAGAAUGGGAAUUGGCCUAUUCAUUUCGGUCUUAUGCAUGUCGUCUGCUGCUCUUCUAGAGAUGAAGAGGCUUUCGAUUGCUCGAGAGAUGGGAUUGGUCGAUCAAGAUGUGGCGGUCCCACUUAAUAUCUUGUGGCAGAUUCCUCAGUAUUGCCUUUUGGGUGCGGCUGAAGUGUUUACUUUUAUCGGUCAGCUCGAGUUUUUCUACGAUCAGUCGCCUGAUGCUAUGAGGAGCUUGUGCAGUGCUUUGGCUCUUCUCACGACUUCGUUGGGGAACUAUUUGAGCUCGUUUAUUUUGACAGUUGUGAUGUCUCUUACAACUGUGGGAGGGAAAGGCGGUUGGAUUUCGGAUAAUUUGAAUAAUGGACAUCUUGAUUACUUCUUCUGGCUUCUAGCAGGGCUUAGUUUGAUCAACAUGAUUUUCUAUGUUUUCUGUGCUAGGAGUUAUAAGCAAAAGAAAUCUGCUUGAUUAAACUUCGGUUCGAUUUCGAUUGUACUCUACAAGUUGAACUUUCCUUUACUUUUAUUACAGUCGAUUUACGCCAAGAAUUGUAACAAGACUUUCUGUCUGUAAUAUUUGUUAUAAAUUAUAACAAUGUGAAUAUAAAUGCUAUUACUA
Impatiens glandulifera is the source of this 2053-nucleotide messenger RNA. Its product is annotated as protein NRT1/ PTR FAMILY 8.3. Lineage: Eukaryota; Viridiplantae; Streptophyta; Magnoliopsida; Ericales; Balsaminaceae. Gene Ontology annotation, biological process: oligopeptide transport; transmembrane transport. Gene Ontology annotation, cellular component: plant-type vacuole membrane. The transcript has 5 exons. Bases 131 to 1903 code for a protein of 590 amino acids. Gene Ontology annotation, molecular function: transmembrane transporter activity. The record is from RefSeq and is a predicted model, not a curated record.